This is a messenger RNA of Diuraphis noxia (Russian wheat aphid), 2200 nucleotides long. It is a transcript of the gene dpy, whose product is annotated as fibrillin-like protein dumpy. NCBI's taxonomy places the organism in Eukaryota, Metazoa, Arthropoda, Insecta, Hemiptera, Aphididae. Gene Ontology annotation, molecular function: calcium ion binding. The record is from RefSeq and is a predicted model, not a curated record.
CAUCCGUGUAUUCCUUCACCAUGUGGACCGAAUUCUCAAUGUAUAGCUUCAGGAAAUAAUCCAUCAUGUUCAUGUCUUCCAUCUUAUAUUGGUGCUCCACCAAAUUGUCGACCAGAAUGUAUAAUAAACCCAGAUUGUCCAUCAACUCUUGCUUGCAUUAACAACAAAUGUAAAGAUCCGUGUCCAGGAUCGUGUGGAAGUGAUGCACAUUGCCAAGUUGUUAAUCAUGCAGUUUCGUGUCUAUGUCCCUCUGGAUAUACAGGAAAUCCAUUCGUUCAAUGUAUUUAUCAACAAGAAAAUUUAAAUCCAUGUGAACCAUCUCCAUGUGGUGCAAAUGCAAUAUGUAAGCAACAAGAUGGUGCCGGAUCUUGUUCUUGCAUUAAUGAUUAUUAUGGAAACCCAUAUGAGGGUUGCCGACCUGAAUGUGUUCAUAGUUCUGACUGCCCAACAAAUAAGGCAUGUAUUGGAAAUAAAUGUGUUGAUCCUUGUCCCGGUGUAUGUGGAGUAGACGCUGUUUGUACAGUCAUUAGUCAUGUUCCAACUUGCAACUGUAUGUCUGGAUAUAUAGGAAAUCCAUUCACGUACUGCCAACCUCAACCUCCAACAACCCAAGCAACAGUGUAUGAUCCUUGCCAUCCAUCACCUUGUGGACCUAACAGCCAAUGUAAAAAUGUAAACCAACAAGCAGUAUGUUCUUGUCAAAUAGAAUACCAAGGAACUCCACCAAAUUGUAGACCAGAGUGUGUCGUAAACAAUGAAUGUCCAUCGAAUAAAGCUUGUCAUAAAUUCAAAUGCACAGACCCCUGUCCUGGAACAUGUGGAUUAAAUGCUCGUUGUGAAGUUAUUAAUCAUAGUCCAAUUUGCACAUGUUCACCUGGUAUGAUUGGUGAUCCUUUCACAAGAUGUUAUCUACAACCAGUGAAACCAUUAGAUGAACCGGUGAUACCUACAAAUCCUUGUAUCCCCUCACCAUGUGGACCGAAUUCUGAAUGUAGACCAGUUGGAAAUCAACCAUCAUGUUCAUGUCGAACAAAUUAUGUCGGUUCUCCACCAAAUUGUCGACCGGAAUGUUCCGUAAAUUCUGACUGUCCUUCUGUAUUGGCUUGUAUAUCAGAUAAAUGUAGAGAUCCAUGUUAUGGAUCUUGUGGUUUAAAUACAGACUGUAGAGUUCAAAAUCAUAUACCAACUUGUACAUGUAUCUCUGGAUACAAUGGUGAUCCAUUCACGCAAUGUAAUCCAAUAAUAGUGCAACCAACACUAGCCACACCUACCGAUCCAUGCAAUCCAUCACCUUGUGGUUCCAAUGCACAAUGUUACAAUGGAGUUUGUCAAUGUCUGACUAACUAUUUUGGAGAUCCAUUAAUAGGUUGUCGACCUGAGUGUACAAUGAACACAGAUUGUCCUAGGAAUAAAGCAUGUUUAAACCAAAAGUGUCAAGAUCCUUGUCCAGGCACAUGUGGUCAAGGAGCCAUAUGUGAUGUCAUCAACCAUAUUCCAACAUGCAGUUGCCCAAUUGGUACUGCUGGUGAUGCAUUUGUUAUAUGUAGACCUAUUAAAGUUCAAGAUGAACCAUCUAAAGACCCAUGUAAUCCUUCUCCAUGUGGACCAAACAGUGUCUGUCGUGUAGUAGAAGGACAUGCUGUCUGUUCAUGUCAAAAUACUAUGAUCGGUUCACCGCCUUCUUGUCGACCAGAAUGUGUUGUUAGUGCAGAGUGUCCUUUAACUCAAGCAUGUCUAAUGAGCAAAUGCCGUGAUCCAUGUCCUGGAACUUGUGGCCAUCUUGCUAAUUGUAAAGUAGUAAAUCAUAGUCCUAUCUGUACUUGUCCACCACGACAUAGUGGAGAUCCAUUUAGGAGUUGUUAUCCUGUUCAAGAAAUAAAACCAACACCAUCAGCUGAUCCUAUUAAUGUUUGUGUCCCGUCACCGUGUGGGCCCAAUUCUGAGUGUAGAGAUCGUGGAGGUGCACCAGCGUGCUCAUGCUUACCAAAUUAUGUUGGAACACCACCAUCAUGUAGACCGGAAUGUACAAUUAAUCCAGAAUGUCCUAGCCAUUUAUCAUGUAUUAAUCAAAAAUGCACAGACCCUUGCCCUGGUUCAUGUGGCUCAAAUGCUGUAUGUUCUGUAAUUAAUCACACUCCCAUGUGUUCCUGCAAUAAUGGAUUUACCGGAGAUCCGUUUACAUAUUGUCAAUCAGUCCCGG